Salvelinus sp. IW2-2015 is the source of this 3172-nucleotide messenger RNA. Its product is annotated as leucine-rich repeat and immunoglobulin-like domain-containing nogo receptor-interacting protein 2. Gene Ontology annotation, molecular function: protein binding. Lineage: Eukaryota; Metazoa; Chordata; Actinopteri; Salmoniformes; Salmonidae. Gene Ontology annotation, cellular component: extracellular matrix. The record is from RefSeq and is a predicted model, not a curated record.
AGACAGCGUUCUACAGAGGAGAGCUACAAAACAAUGCAAAUUGGAAGGGGAAAAAUAGAGAAUAUUAUACAAGAAAGGUUCGCUAUCCACUUCUACCUCCUAUUGGGUGGUGAGAGGUGUCUGAAAGUUUGCACUCUGGGGGACCCCUCCCCCCAAUGCUGGGCUGAACAGAGGACAGCUCCCGUUUUCUAGGUGUGGAGAGCACAGACUGCCUGUAGUCACUUUCGGGGGAGCCAGUGCGCACUAGGAGUGUUCUCCAUCUGUGGAUCUCGCACUUCAUCGCUGCCUGCCUGCAACACGGGAGGAGAAGAUCCAAUCAGUGUUUGGGUUUAAUAAGGUGGAAUACCAGGGGGGACACAACAGAAAAGAUACAGCACAACCUGGGAAAUAAAGGAAGUAGGAGCACACAGCAUUGAAGGACAUCCUUCAGAGGAGGAAAAAUAACGUUUUACGGAAUUUUGAAUUCAGAGGCUCCUGUUCCAGGGGGACUUGGGCAGCAUAAUUUUCUUUUUGGGAGGAGCAGCUCUCAGCUUCAGUCAGCUAAUCUUGUGGACUAUAGGAUCCUGGAUGGCAUGUCAAGACUGACUCUUCAACGGUCCCUCAUCUUCUCUAGCCAGAAAGGAAACAUGUUGUCCGCCCAUGUUUUGAUAUGACAUCGGAAUCUUGGAAUAAGUGACCUGUGAAUUCCGUUGGCACUGGGGAUUUUUAAGGACUGCUCAACUACUCUUCAGUCACACUGUAUGGACAUCUACUAUCAGAGGCCUUGCCAGAAGCCUGAAAAACAGUAAUAACUGGGGGAAAUACAACAGACCAUGGCUGAGAGGAUGAUUGCUUCUCAAAGUGAGCCGUGACAGAAUGGUCGACUGUAUGAGCAAAGUCAUGCUGCACACAGCCCUCUCAUGCUGGCAACCGUUCCUGGGACUGGCUCUAGUGGCCAUCUUUGUGGGUUCUGCCCUGGGAUGUCCCGCCCGCUGUGACUGCUCAGCCCAGAGCAAGUCGGUCAUGUGCCACCGCAAACGCCUACCGAGCAUCCCAGACGGCAUCCCCAUCGAGACCAGGAUCCUGGACCUGAGCAAGAACAAGCUGCAGGCCGUCAACCCAGAUGACUUUGCCCCCUACCCUGGACUAGAGGAUCUGGACCUCAGUGGGAACAUUAUUAGCUAUGUGGAGCCGGGGGCCUUCAACCCUCUGUACAGUAUGCACUCGCUCAGUCUCAAAAGCAACCGCAUCAAGCUUAUUCCCCUGGGGGUCUUCACAGGCUUGUCCAACCUCACACGGCUGGAUGUCAGCGACAACAAGAUUGUCAUCCUGCUGGACUACAUGUUCCAGGACUUGCACAACCUGAAGUUCCUGGAGGUGGGUGACAAUGACCUGGUGUACAUCUCCCACCGGGCCUUCAGUGGACUGCUGAGCCUACAGACACUAACCCUGGAGAGAUGCAACCUMACAGUGGUGCCCACUGAGGCCCUGUCCCAUCUGCACAACUUGGUCAGACUUCACCUCCGAUACCUCAGCAUCAGCACAUUGCAAGCCUACUCCUUCAAGAAGCUUUUCCGGCUGCGCCACCUGGAGAUUGACAGCUGGACCUCGCUGGACAGUGUGCCUGCCAACACGCUACACAGCCUCAACCUGACCACGCUUUUCAUCACCAACACUAACCUGUCCACCUUCCCAUACCAGGCCCUAAAGCACCUGCACUACCUAACACACCUCAACCUGUCCUUCAACCGCAUCAGACACAUCGAGGGGGGAAUGCUGUUUGAGUUGGUGCGCCUGAGGGAACUUCAUCUAGUUGGGGCCCAGUUGUCGACCAUUGAACCGUACGCAUUUCAGGGCCUCCGGUGGCUCAAAGUCCUCAAUGUUUCCCACAACCAUUUGGACACCCUGGAGAAGGGUGUCUUCCAAGCCCCUGAGGCUCUGGAGGUCCUCUUGAUCGACGACAACCCCCUGGUGUGCGACUGUCGCCUCAUGUGGAUCCUGCAGAAAAGGCACUCCAUCUUCUUUGGUGACUCGCAGCCAGAGUGCAGCACCCCUGAGGGUAUCCGCGGAAGACCUUUCAGGGAAUUCAAGGAGACCCUGCUAUCCUAUUACGUGACAUGCACCAAGCCAAAAAUCCGGGAGAACAAGACACAGACGAUAGCAGUGGACGAGGGCCAGUCAGCGAAACUACACUGCAGUGCUGAAGGGAUCCCCAGGCCGGUGGUGUCGUGGCUGUCCCCACGCCGGCGCCUCCUCACCAACAAGAGCUACGGUAGAGUCAAGGUCCACAACAAUGGGACGCUGGAGAUCAAGGUGGCCGAGGUGCAGGACGGGGGCGUGUACCUUUGCAUGGCAACCAACACGGCGGGUAACGACUCAUUGAUGGCCUCCCUAGCAGUGAAAAGCCUGGGGUCGCUCUACGCAAACAGGACCCAGUACUACACAGAUCCCAGCAACGCCACUACCAAUGGGACUAGCAACGUGACCUACGGCUUGGACCUAAAGACUAUCUUAGUGUCGACAGCAAUGGGAUGUUUCACAUUCCUGGGGGUGGUCUUGUUCUGCUUUCUGCUACUGUUCGUUUGGAGCCGGGGCAAGGGAAAGCAUAAAAACAACAUAGAUAUUGAAUAUGUCCCUCGGUCCAAGUCUAAUGGCACUUCUGUAGAUGGAGGGGCAGAGGGACAAGCUGGACCUCAUCGCUUUAACAUGAAAAUGAUCUAACACGGUUUGUGAAUCUGGGAAUCCAUAUGUUGGGAAUGCUCUAAGGAUUAUGUCUUUUUAUUGCAAAUGGAACAACAUUUCCCACUACUUCAGGAGAAUGCUACUGGGCAAUUCUAUGGUAACAGAGUGAUACUGAGGCUCAGAUUUUUCACUUUGAAAUGUAUGCCAAACAAAAACCAAUGAUUGCAAAGUUAAACAAACCCUACAACUCUAUGCACAAGGACUAGUUUUAUUAAUUUCCACAGACAUUUUUACAAACACACUUGAAGAACAUUGCAGAUGCACCAACAGCACAAACCAUCAUUCUGUGGCCAAACUUUGCAUCUGCACUGUUCUUCAAUUAAAUGUAUUUUUGUAAAAACAAAAAUGUGAAAAUUGUUUAAAGCAGUUCUUGUGCAUAGAGUUCUAUGGUUUGUUUAACUUUGCAGUCAAUGGUUUUUGUUUGACAUACAUUUUAUAGGUAACAUUGAAG